AAAAGUGACAGCUCGGAACUGUCAGCGGUAUGCAUACCGCCGCGUUUCUGCUGCAAAUAAGCACUUUGUGACGGAUCGAAACGAGGGCUGAACCUCAUCGUCGAGCCUUCCGCUGUUUAAAAAGUUGGGACAGUCCACGAAAGAAGGACUAACGGUGUAAAACGCGGGAUAGUGCGCGAAACGGUGGGUGUGCACGCAAAAGAGAACGGCUUGCCGGCUCGGCUAGUCUACUGGAAGAUUCCAUUGUGAGUGGGCUUUCAAAAAGUUUUAUCCCCGAAAGUUCUGUGUUCCCGUGCGUUUCGUCGUUCGCCCGUUGAUGAAACUCGAAUGUCAGGCGUCCGAUGGAUUAACGAAGUCGGUGAACAGAAUCCAGACGGAAUCGAGGACGAGUUCAUUGCAAUCGGAAUUUCAGUGACGUUUCAGCGGCUUGAUCGUGAUCGUUCGUAACGAUGUAAAGAACAAUGUAACACCGUUGUCCGUGGCACACGUGCAGAAGACUGAGAGAGACCAAGUGGCAAGGGACGAAAGGAAGGGAUAAACAAUUCGGCGAAGGAAAAGCGACGUCGAUCGAUCGGUUCCUUGUAAAAAACGAAGCGCCCGAUCGAUCGGUUUCCUCUCGAAGUUUUAUUACACUACCGUUUCGCGAGAUCGAGCAACAGGAGACUAAUAUCGGAAGGUGGAACAAACAAAGGACGAAGCGGUGAUCUGAGAGAAGCUACACGGGUUAACCCUUAUAUCAUAAGCAGAUUAGAUUAAAUUAAAUUCUCAACGCUUUCGAUUUGUCGCCGGGUUUACGACCAGAUACACGCGCUUGCGUAUCGCGCAUCGACAGACCUGUACAAAAAGUGAAAGAGAAUUCGGGUGGAUAGAAGAAAGUGCAUAUAUAUAUAUGUAGAUAUAUAUAUAUAUAUACAUACAUACAUAUAUACAUACAUACGCGUACACACACAUACGCACGUAUAUAUACAUAUACGAGUAAAAUCAACGAGGGAAAGUAAGACGAGAUGUACAGAGAUCCGAACAGUUCCUCGGGAAGCGGUACCUCCACAAAGGACGACGAGGUCGAGAUCGUUAGCAGAUUUUUAGCGCCUUUGUGUGCGAGAGAUGAAACUGCCAGAAACAUCGCUCUGGCGGCGGCCAGGAACACGGUCGAGGGAUGGCUCGGAGGGGUUGGUAGUCCAAAUCACUGGGACGACACCGGUGAGAUGGAGGACUCGGAGAACGUUGGGGGAAAGUUCAAGAGCCAAGAUGGAAGAUACGACAUGAACAUCGAGCGAUCCCCGACCAAGUCGGCCCCGAAGAACGUCCAACCCUCUCUGCAGCAGCCGUUGCUUCAAGACACCUUCAGAACGGAGGGUUUCUUCCCCCAAAGCGUCACGGAGAAUCCCGUUUUCUUAGAAGACAACAGCCUCGAAUGUUCCGAGAGAUAUCCAUCGGGCUCGUUCGACUGCGUGGACGGACGACUUGGGAACGAAACGGGCUACGGUACACCGAACGAGAGGAGAAGAUACGCGACCGGCGACGUGGAGAGUUACAGGUCCGGUCACUCGACGUCGUCCGACGAGGGCAAGGGCUUCAAGAUCGACUCUCAGGACAGAUGUCUCAGGUUUAAGGACAAUUCGGAGACGCGAUUCGGAUCGAGCAGCGAGAGCGAGAGGAAGUAUCUCGGCUCGUCGUCGAACGAGAGAUUGAACGAGGUGAGCCUGGAGGAUAGGCCGAGAACGAAGAACUACGUGAAGGUGAAAGGCGCGAAGCAAAAGCAACUGGAGGACGACGAGUUGGAUUCUGACCUGAGGAUCUACGGGAAGAGCCCGAAAUUCGACGAGAACCUCGGCGCCAAUUUCGAUCGCAGGAACUUGAAUUACUGCACGAAGGGCGAUGUACUGCCGCGCGAUCACCGGCGUUACGACAGCGUGGACGACGUCUCCUUCGACGAGACGGAGAUGACGAUCAGAAAUCGGGACGGUGUAGUUUUCAAUACUCUGGAUGGCUUCGAGAACGAGAACGCCAAUGAGAUUUACCACAGACACGACGAUAAUCGCGCCGAGGACACGAAGCUGAAGAACUUCGAGAUAUACACGGACGUGGAAUCGUUGGACGACGGACGACAUCGUUGCACGCGUGCCGAAUUGCCGCAGGAUUACCUGCGCAAGAACGACGAGCGGAAGUUCAGCGCCGGGCAGAUCAAGAGACCGCUCUCUCAGGACGAAGAUGUAUCCUCGAAGAGCGGCAGGGUGUUGGAGAGUCCCGAUGUCACUCCUGGAGACGUUGGUAGGAUGCUUAAUCUGGGAAACGCUCUGGAUGGUCCGAGGCAAGCUCAGGCGAAUAAGUACUUGAGCCUGGUGUCGCUGCAUCUACCGGUGAUAUUGAGGCUCAGUGUGAACUGCCCCUUCCAGAAUGUUAGGAUUAAGUGCGCCGAAAUCCUGGAGAUGGUUAAGGACAGAGGACUUCCAGUACCAGUGCCAGCCUUCGACGGACCUAGUGCCUUCGUCCCUACGUCCGAGUUGCCGGAUCUGAACAACCUCGAUGAAAAGACUCAUAUUCUGUUGAUGGACGCGUUCCUCCAGAAUAACAGGCUGGACCAUGUCUCAAGGGUGAUGGCCUCGCAUCCUUCGUACUUGGAGCACUUCCUCCGUACCCAACAUUUCAUCCUGCGGGGUGACGGACCGCUUCCUUACGACUAUAGGCAUCUCAUCGCCAUUAUGGCUGCCGGUAGGCAUCAGUGCAGCUAUCUCAUAAAUCUGCAGAAGGGAGAGUUCAUCCUCCAAGGCGGUGAUCCAUCGUGGCUUCGAGGAUUGAAGUCAAUCCCAGGGAAACUGCAAGAUCUCUAUGAGAUCAAUAAGAUUUUAGCUCACAGGCCGUGGUUGCUGAACAAAACGCACAUCGAGAAACUGACCAAAGGCGCGGACAGUUGGUCCUUAGCCGAGGUGGUUCACGCGAUAGUUCUUCUGGCCCACUUCCACUCCCUUUCGUCUUUCGUGUUCUCCUGCGGCAUCAACGAGGAACUGGACAACGUGGCCGGCCACCAUUACAAAGAGAACAUCCAGGAUAAUAGCAAUAACGUACCAACUGCCAAAGACAAGCUUUCCAGUAGUCCGAAGAAGAUACCCAAUGGCGACGGCAAGACUGAAAACAUGCCGUCGCCGCCAUCAUCGCCGAGUAUAGUAGGCGAGCAAGAAGUCGGCGUCGAGGCGCUGAUGGAACGUAUGAAACGUCUCUCCGAGAAGUCGGAAUCCUACCAGAUCACGCAGGAGGAGCUGUCGAAAAGAUUCGAGACCGUGGAAACGCAGUCCGCCGAAUUGGCCGCGGCGCCACAGCGUAGCAGUUCCGUUCUCGAUUCUGACAUCGGCCAUUUCAUCGAGGAUCCUACGUUCAUCUAUCAAGACUUCGCCAAGCGUGGUCAACUGAACGACAUACCAACGUUCCGGGUGCAGGACUAUUCCUGGGACGAUCAUGGCUACUCGCUGGUGAAUCGCCUCUACAACGACGUCGGCAAUCUCCUCGACGAUAAGUUCAAGACAGCCUACAACCUUACCUACUACACAAUGGGCACGCACAGCAAGGUGGACACGUCCCGUUUCAGACGAGCGAUCUGGAACUACAUUCAAUGUAUGUUCGGCAUCAGGCACGACGAUUACGACUACAACGAGGUGAACCAGCUGCUCGAGCGUAGCCUGAAGACGUUUAUCAAAAGCGCCGUUUGCUAUCCGGAACGUGUGACGAAAAGGGACUACGAUCGCGUAAUGAGGGAGUUCAAACACAGCGAGAAGGUGCACGUGAACCUGAUGAUCCUGGAAGCGAGAAUGCAAGCGGAGCUGUUGUACGCGCUCCGCGCAGUGAUGCGAUAUAUGACCUAAGCGAGGCGUCGUUGCCGCUCCUUCGUCUACUUGCUGUCUGUCAGUUUGUCGUCGGUUUAUUUUAUCGCGUAACUCGCGCCACGAAUAUUCGCGAGUCGCAUUUUGCGGACUCUGCAUAGUACGGCACAGUAAGGAACGAGCGAACGCGACACCGAUUCUUACGCGGCAUGUUACGAUGCAUCUUCACACACAUACAAACACACACACAAACACACACACACACACACACAUUCAUCUACACAUACACAGAUAUACAGGCUGUAUUAUUCAUUCGUACGUAUAUACACAUAGCAGAGGAGACACAAAGAAAGCAGUUCACGUUACGAUAAACCGUACCACACGUAGAUGGAGAGUUCAACAAAAAGGAAAAAAAGAAAAAAAAAGAAAAAAAAACGUAAUAAGAAACAUGCGUGUGAAUAAAGAAGGAAAAAAAAAAAAAAAAAAAGAAGAAGAAGAAGAAGCGGAACCCCGAAAUUCGAGUGCCCAUUGUGAGGGCGACGACGUUCGUCCAGUUCGUGUCGUUUGCUCGUCGUUCGUAACUUUAAACGACCGAGAUUUCUUUGAUGAAAGUCAGUCGGUAGUAAUAGAAUCAACCGGAUAGAGAGAAAUCGCUCCGCGAGCUGCGUGCAAGAAGAGAAAGAGGAAAUUUCGAUGCGAUCGCGUCGAUACUGAUACCGACGAACGUUGAUCGGUCAUGGCGAUUUAAAAGAAAAAAAAAAAAAAAGAAAAACAACAAAAAAACAAAAUGAAAUAAACCGAUUGUCGAGUGGACGAGUUUAAAACGCUGUCGAUGGUUUCGUCUCUGAAUCGGAGGCGGGCCAUUCGAAGCGGACCUUUUGUAUUUGGCGCGCAGCCGUCUCCGCCGCGUGAACCGGAGACGCGUAUGCGUUUCUUUUUUCUGUUUGGUUUACCUUUUGGAUUUUGGACACCCCUGUUGAUGGGAGGUGAAGAGAAAACAGCAUAUACGCGCGCGCAAGAGAGAGAGAGAGAGAGAGAGAGAGAGUGAGUGAGUGAGAGAGUGAGAGAGUGAGUGAGUGAGUGAGUAAAUGAAUGAGAGAGUGUAUGUGUGAAAAAGUAGAAGGAGAAAAGAGAGAGAGAGAGAGAGAGAGAGCGCGAGAGAAAUUUAUCGUUUGUUUUGUAAAUAGACACUCGUAUUUUUCUAUGUUCGCGAAAAUAUCUUGUAGCAGACUGUUAUUUGCGCGUUUCGUUAUAGCGUUUCAGAUCUGUUGAAGCUUUUGCCCCUUUACCCAGUCCUCCUGUUUAAUAUUCCCCGCUAGAGUUGGAUAACUUUUAGGCCAUCUUUUGAACGUGUAUUGACUCCCGCUUUUAGUUUUACGCGAUCAACCCAAGUAUACGACAGCGAUUGCCACAGUGUAUGCGAUUCUUUCCUUUUUUCUCUCUCUCUUUUUUUUUUUUUUUUUUUUAAAUCCGAUUUUACGUUCCCUUUCCUUUUUUCUUUUAUAUGUUUUAUUACUAACAGACUUGUGGGAAAGAAACCCAGAAGACAAAGAGUUGUUGAAGAAAGGGGAAGGAGAGGAGCAUCGCGCGUCCGUUUUUUUUUUUUGCAAAUCAAUCAAUUGUCCGCGGUAGUUUGUACGUCAAGACGACUUGCCGAUGUAGCACCUACGAUUUAACCGUAGGGACAAAUUAAGAAGUUGUAGAGCGCUGUUUUCGUAUUCUCGUCGUCGCCUUCGUGCCGAUCCGUCGAACGCCAGUCGUUCUCGAACGGACGGUGGAACGCGACAGAGCGAAGAAAUUAAGGGAAAACACACGCAAAGAAAAGUGAGUGAAACAAUUUGUCUUUCGCGCUACGACCGCGACUCGCGCUGUACAUAUAUUAUAUACGUUUUAACUUCGUUUAUUUCACUGACUAUCGUAUAACGAGAAAGCUAUUAAUAUAGAAAUGACAGAAAAAAAAAGUGUACCUUCGUUUUCGUCGUAUCCGUGUGUGUCGAGAGUACAG
Messenger RNA from Frieseomelitta varia, 5820 nucleotides. RefSeq names its product sestrin-1 (gene Sesn). The transcript is spliced from 12 exons. The coding region runs from base 1005 to 3857 and encodes 950 amino acids. Gene Ontology annotation, biological process: positive regulation of macroautophagy; cellular response to L-leucine; cellular response to leucine starvation. Gene Ontology annotation, cellular component: nucleus. Gene Ontology annotation, molecular function: oxidoreductase activity, acting on peroxide as acceptor; L-leucine binding. The record is from RefSeq and is a predicted model, not a curated record. Lineage: Eukaryota; Metazoa; Arthropoda; Insecta; Hymenoptera; Apidae.